Messenger RNA from Oenanthe melanoleuca, 402 nucleotides. RefSeq names its product sodium channel protein type 8 subunit alpha-like. Gene Ontology annotation, biological process: neuronal action potential; membrane depolarization during action potential; sodium ion transmembrane transport. Bases 1 to 402 code for a protein of 133 amino acids. Gene Ontology annotation, cellular component: plasma membrane; axon; voltage-gated sodium channel complex. NCBI's taxonomy places the organism in Eukaryota, Metazoa, Chordata, Aves, Passeriformes, Muscicapidae. The transcript has 2 exons. The record is from RefSeq and is a predicted model, not a curated record. Gene Ontology annotation, molecular function: voltage-gated sodium channel activity.
AUGGAUUUGAGAGUCUUCAAACUGGCCAAGUCCUGGCCCACUCUGAACAUGCUGAUAAAAAUCACUGGCAACUCAGUGGGUGUCUUGAGGAAUUUGACCUUGGUGCUGGCCAUCAUCGUGUUCAUCUUCACCGUGGUGGGGAUGCAGCUUUUUGGCAAAAACUACAAGGAGUUUGUGUUCAAGAUCAAUCCGGAGUGUGAGCUGCCCCGCUGGCACAUGCACGGUUUCUUCCACUCCUUCCUUAUUGUCUUGCGUGUGCUGUGUGGGGAGUGGAUUGAGACCAUGUGGGAUUGCAUGGAAGUGGCAGGACAGGCCACGUGCCUAAUUAUCUACAUGAUGGUCAUGGUCAUCGGAAAUUUUGUGGUCAGUAAAUUUCUUUGGUUGCUUCUGGGUGUGCGGUAG